This is a messenger RNA of Prorocentrum cordatum, 2141 nucleotides long. NCBI's taxonomy places the organism in Eukaryota, Dinophyceae, Prorocentrales, Prorocentraceae. The record is from the annotation of a GenBank genome assembly.
UUGGCCCAAGCUGGAUGAAACAUGGGGCUUGCCCCCCAUCCUCAAGAAAAAGCCCUUGCCGUUCAGCCAGCCCUGGCCUCAGCCUGAGCUGUACGACAGGCUUGCUGCUGCCUUGCAUGGCGCCGCCGAAGCCCACAUCCUUCUUCGGGACCAUCGUCUUGCUCGUGGCGUCCAGCCAGCACAUGUGUUCGGCUGUUUCUUCCAGCGACAUGGUGGAGAAAACCUUCGUGGGCCCCGACGGGGCGCUCACUAUCGAGCCACACGGUGGCAAGGCCCUCAUUCGACGGGCGGGUUCUUCGAGCCGACUUGUGGGCGCCGCCGAGGAACCUGGCGAGGGCCUCCCGCCGGUGCCCCCUGGCAAGUACAAGAUAUUCACCUACUGGAACUACCCAAACGGUGCCGACGCCUUCGUCGCCCUCAACGUGGAUACCUGGCGCAGGCACGCGCCGCCUGGCACGGAGGUCGUUAUGGUGAACGAGUCGAACUACCGCGACUACAUCCCGGACGCCCCGCCCGAGCUCUGGCGCCUGCCGUACGACGCCUGCAAGUCCGACAUGGUGAGGGCCGCCGUGCUGUACCACCACGGGGGGCUCCGGUGCAUGGACACCGAUUUCGUAGUCACCAGGUCCCUGGAUGGGGUGUUCGCGCGGCUGGAGCGGGGCGAGGAUGUUGUGGCUCACAGCGACUCCGAGAUCUCGGCGGCCGGCGCCAGCGGCCCCUGCGACCUGGCGUCUGGAGGCUUCUCGUCCAACUUCAUGGCGGCCCGCCAGCACAACGCCUUCAGCCGCACCUGGUGGGAGAACAUCCAGCACAAGCUGACGCGCACUUGCGGCGAGGGCGAGUACGACACGGAGAAGGUGUGCUGCCACGAGGCCUUCUCCCCAGAGGUGGAGCAGGGCCCCUGCCACGUCCCGUGGGCCCACCUGGAGUGGCUCAAGGCGCCCCUCAGCAAAGACCCGGACAGCUGGGGAGCGCCCAAGCCAGACCCGACCAGGCACCAGAGGAGGGUACGCAGCGCCGAGGACGAGGAGCUGUCCGCGCUGCUGCGCGUCGCCGGCAACGCGACCAGCGUGCUGGCCGCCGUGGCGCUGGGCAACCGGGCCUCGGCGCAGGUGCCCGACGGCACGCGGGUAUUCUGCAUGCGCGGGGCCGAGGGCAUGGCCAUCCCGAAUGGCGAGGUGUUCUGGCAGCCCUGGGACAGGGAGGCAUCCGCGACGAAGAAGGUGCACGCGCAGAUGCCGGCGAUGGAGUUCUUCGACGCGAGGUUCGCUUGCAGGUUGCACGGGGAGGACCUCGUCUGCAGCAACGGCGAUUGGGGGAAGAACCGCAAGGCUGCCUGGCUGCACUGGAGAUUGGCGCGUAACGGCAUGUUCGGGUCGUGUUUCGACGCGGCGGCGAACAUCGCCACUGGCCCUGUACCUGGCCGGUAUAUCAAGCUGCUGCUGCUGAUGCUGCUGGAGAAUGGCGAUGAAGAUGCACAUGAAGAUGCCGAUGAAGGUCUUCCCGGCCUUCUUCAAGCGCACCGCCCACCACCUCUUCUUCUCCACCCAGCCGAAGAAGAAGAACACUGACAUGACCAUGAAUUUUCGCAGAUCCGUUCGGACUUUUCUGAUCGCCGCUGUACCCUCCCUCCCUGGCUCGCGGAGCGCGCCAGGGGCGGCGUCGCAGGCGCCAGGGAGGGGGAUUCCAGCGCCGAUCCAAGAAAUCCACGCGGACCCCCCGAAAUAUUGUGCUUAUGCAGGCUUUUCUUCUUUGAGCCCAGAGGCCCGACAUCAGGGACAGGCGGGCGAUCCUGAGCGGGGACUGGCUUUUGAGCGAGAUUUACCGCAGAAGCCUCGGCGAGUGAGAUGCCCGCGAGAAAACGAACGCAGCAACAGCUGGCUUCUUGUCCUCGAGGCAGCUGGCGCUGUUUUGCUUGUCUCCUCCCUCCCCUCUUCCCUCCUGUCCUCUCCUCUUCUCCCUCUCCCUCCCCCUGGCCACCCUCUUGCAGCAGGCUCUUGCAACAGGUUUCAUCACCAAUCCCUCCCGAUUAUCUCUUGCAGGCUGGCCUGUCUGGCGUUCCCGGUUUGCCUGGCUGCUUCUUGAUUCGCAGUUUGGGUGACACCAGGGGGGAUUGAACGUGCAGUUGGCAUGCGCUAGAA